AGAAAUUAACAGUUAAAUGGAAUGUUGUCAGAUUUUUAGAACAGUGUUAACUUUUCUUCUGAAUUCUCUCUUUUGUUUCUGUUUUUAAUCAGAGCCUUGAAGAAAUCAAGGAAUAUCGAGAGAAAAAGAUGAACAGUCCAUGGAGGGAUAGGCCAAUCGCAGAAUCAUUGAAGUUUUGAUUAUAUGAAGUGGGGGUUGAUUGAUGAGGGCAUGGCAACACUUGGGAUGAAGCAAGAUAUGCAGAGUGAGAAUAAAAAUAUGUAUGACUUGAUAGCUUAUCGUAUUAAGGUCACCCCCAUCCACGUUCGGGUGACAACUGGUGUAUAUAUCCAAGUUAUGAUUAUGCUCACUGCAUUUUGGAUUCUCUUGAAAACAUCACACAUUCACUAUGCUCGCUUGAAUUUGAGAUUCGUCGUCCUUCAUAUAUACUACUGGUUAUUGGCAGCUUUGGGCCUUUAUCAGCCAUAUGUUUGGAAAUACUCACGGUUAAAUAUAUCAAAUACAGUGAUGUCUAAGCGCAAGUUGAACCGUUUAGUUACUGAGAAGUGGGUGGAUGGAUGGGAUGAUCCCCGUCUAAUGACACUAGCUGGGUUGAGACGGCGAGGAGUGUCUGCAACUUCAAUUAAUGCUUUCAUUUGAGGAAUUGGAAUUACAAGAAUGUUGAGAACUGUUUGUAUAUUCCUUUUAUCCUUUCUUGUGAUAUGUUUUCUGAUUGUGACAUUGUCAGUGAAUCUUUAAGUGACAGUUCAAGCAACAUUCUGACACUGCUUUUUGAUUUUUUUUUUUUUUGUGUCACCUUUCUUUGUCCUAGAAAAAUAAUGUAGUAGUCCAUUCCUUAGUUAUGUUUCGUGCAUUA
Messenger RNA from Phoenix dactylifera (date palm), 856 nucleotides. Lineage: Eukaryota; Viridiplantae; Streptophyta; Magnoliopsida; Arecales; Arecaceae. The record is from RefSeq and is a predicted model, not a curated record.